Molecule: messenger RNA, 1796 nt
Organism: Beta vulgaris subsp. vulgaris (sugar beet)
Lineage: Eukaryota; Viridiplantae; Streptophyta; Magnoliopsida; Caryophyllales; Amaranthaceae
Product: phospholipase A1-IIdelta
Exons: 2
Coding region: 183-1463 (426 amino acids)
Biological process (GO): lipid metabolic process
Molecular function (GO): glycerophospholipid phospholipase A1 activity
Source: RefSeq, a predicted model, not a curated record
GUGGUCCAAAACAAGAGACGAUAUUAUUGAUAUAUUACCUUCAUAAGUCAACCCAAUCUGGCCAAUGCUAUUAAAGUUAAUAACUCCCUAAAUUGCUCGUCCAACAAACAAUCACCAAUACUACCUUCAUCACAUUCAUCCUUACUCUCCAAACACCAUUCUUUACCAUUUUCUCAUGAGCCAUGGCUGAAACAGACAUGGUAGAGCUAGGACUCUCAGAUGGAGGCCCUACAUGGCAGCACCUCCUAGGGUCCCACAACUGGGAUCACCUUCUGGACCCACUCAAUGAAGAUCUUCGACGUCUGAUCCUUCGUUGUGGUGACUUCUGUCAAGUCACCUACGACACCUUCAUAAACGAUCCUAACUCCGCCUACUGCGGCGCUAGUCGAUACGCUAAGGCUGACCUUCUUAAGAAAACCGCCUUCCCUGGUGGCUCUGAUAAGUAUGAUGUCGUAGGGUUUCUCUAUGCCACCGCACGUGUUAGCGUUCCUGAGGCCUUUCUCUUUAAGUCCAUGUCACGUGAGAGGUGGGAUAGAGAGUCUAAUUGGAUUGGUUAUAUUGCAGUUUCUAAUGAUGAAGUGAGUAAUGAGAUUGGGAGAAGAGAAAUUUAUGUAGCGUGGAGAGGAACUACAAGAAACUAUGAAUGGAUUGAUGUUCUUGGGGCUAAACUUCAAUCUGCUAUGCCUUUGCUGUCUGAAGGAGGUGAUCAUGACCACAAUGAGAACGGAGAAGAUGACGAAGAUGAAGAUGAAGAUCACGAUGAACAUGGACAUACAUUGCCCAAAGUUAUGAAAGGUUGGCUUACAAUUUACACCUCCGAUGACGAAAAAUCCCCCUUCACGAAACUUAGUGCAAGAGCACAGAUUUCAAACAAGAUCAAACAGCUAAUUGAUCAAUACAAAGAUGAAGAACUUAGCAUCAUAUUAACAGGCCAUAGCCUAGGAGCAACACUAUCAGUAAUAAGUGCUUUUGACAUUGUUGAGAAUAUAACAAGGGAGAUCCCAGUCUCGGCCAUUGUUUUCGGUUGUCCUAAAGUGGGUAACAAGAGCUUUAAAAAUAGGGUGAACUUACACCCUAAUCUUAAAAUCCUGCAUGUUAGAAAUGUGAUAGACACAAUACCACUUUAUCCCGCUAGACUCAUGGGGUACGUACACAUAGGGACUGAACUAGAGAUCGAUUCAAGGAAAUCGCCGUACUUAAAGCACUCGAGACAUGUUGGUGAUUGGCAUAACUUGCAAGCUAUGUUGCAUAUUGUGAAUGGUUGGCAAGGCAUUAAGGAAGAGUUUAGGCUUGUAAUUGAACGGAGUAUCGCGUUGGUUAAUAAAUCAUGUGAUUAUCUCAAAGAAGAAUGUCUUGUUCCACCAUCUUGGUGGGUUGAGAAGAAUAAAGGGAUGGUUUUGAAUGAGCGAGGAGAAUGGGUUUUGGCUGGUCCUGAGGAAGGUCCGGUUCCUGAAUUUGAUUGACAAGUAUUAAAUUGGUGUUUUGCAGUGUCUAAGUUGUGUUGUUUGGCUGCUAUUUUUUCUUGGCUUGAUUGGAGAUUGGCUCAGUGAUCAUUUGAAUUUGUGUGUGAUUUUUCAAUUACAAAUCUUAAGCAUUAUUCUUUUGUGUAUAAUAUUGAGUUGGUCAAUAUAAAAUUAUGUCAACAACUCAGUGGAGUGAGUAUAUAAACUUUUUAUUUAAGGGAAAAUUCAUGAGGUUUGACGUAAUUCUCAAACUUUUUAUUUGAGAAUUAUGUCAAAUUUCGAGUGUACCUGAGUAAUUUUCUCUUUAUUAAUAAAAGGAAACAUUAGCAUUAA